AUGGAAACUAUAAACCGAAUAGUUGAGGGGUACCAUGACCUCAUGGAUAAUCAGAGUGACCAGAGGGUUAAGGAUUGGUUCCUUAUGUCAUCACCCUUCCCAACACUAGCCAUCUGCCUCACAUAUGUCUUUAUUGUUAAAGUUUUGGGACCCAAAUUGAUGGAGAACAGAAAACCAUUCGAACUCAAACAGAUCCUCAUAUGGUACAACCUGUUUCAAGUUAUUUUUAGCUGUUGGCUCUUCUAUGAGAGUAUUGCGAGCGGUUGGUUCACAACAUACAGCUUCAGAUGUCAACCUGUCGAUUAUUCGAGGACACCACACGCCAUGAGGAUAUUCUUCGUGAUGCGUAAGAAGUUCAACCACGUGUCCAAGCUUCACGUCAUCCACCACGGCAUAAUGCCAAUGUCUGUCUGGUUCGGAGUCAAGUUCACGCCAGGUGGUCAUUCAACAUUCUUUGGUAUGCUGAACACGUUCGUACAUAUUGUAAUGUACUCCUACUAUCUACUAGCAGCCCUCGGACCUCAGGUUCAGUUCGUGCUGGUAUUUUUCCACGCCUUCCAAUUGCUUUUCAUUGAGUGUGACUAUCCGCGUGCUUUUGUUUGGUGGAUCGGAAUGCACGCAGUAUUGUUCUACUAUCUAUUCUCUGAUUUCUACAAGCAGGCUUACCUCAAGAAGGUUAAGCGAUCAAAAUCUAAAGAGAUAGAAGUAGAAUCGAAGGUUGAAUCAAAGGAUAGUUUGUAUCUGUUAAACGGCUUCAGCAAUGGUUCAGCACUUAGUGAUGUCCGGCAACGGAUGGCUGGUGCUGUUGCCUCACAGUGA
Molecule: messenger RNA, 819 nt
Organism: Danaus chrysippus (African queen)
Lineage: Eukaryota; Metazoa; Arthropoda; Insecta; Lepidoptera; Nymphalidae
Source: the annotation of a GenBank genome assembly